Molecule: messenger RNA, 1469 nt
Organism: Cutaneotrichosporon oleaginosum
Lineage: Eukaryota; Fungi; Basidiomycota; Tremellomycetes; Trichosporonales; Trichosporonaceae
Biological process (GO): proteolysis
Molecular function (GO): aspartic-type endopeptidase activity
Source: RefSeq, a predicted model, not a curated record
GAUCUGCAUCUCCAUUUCUCUCUUCUCUCUUCACUUUUCUUAUCGAAAUGGCGGCGCUUGCUGUCCUGGCGCUGGUCGCCCUCGCCCCGGUGGCGCUCACUUCUCCCAUUCCGCUCGACAACAGCGUCUCCUUUCCCGUCACGGCCGUAGAAGACGGCCACGACUUGCACUGGGCGCAGGCUGAGGCCGCACGCGCUCGCCGCCGCUACGACACCGAGCGGCCGCUGAUGCGCCGUAGCCACCGCCAGCGCGGCCAUGGCAUUGGUGCGCGGCAGCAUGUGCGCAAGCCCAAGGGUGUCGCUGCCUUGAAGUCAUGGGGCGAUUCGUACUCUGUCCGCGCAGAGAUCGGCACCCCGCCUCAAAUUCUCGACUUGUACGUCGACACGGGCAGCACCGACCUUUGGGUGAUCGGGAGCUGCGACGACGCCGACGAGUGCGGCACGACGCCGACGUUCAACGCCUCGGCCUCGUCGACAUACACGCCGACGGACCAGCUCUUCGCUAUGAACUACAUCGACGGCGGGCGCAGCCGGGGCGUGUGGGGCGGCGAUGUCGUGCGUAUCGGCGGACAGGCGGUGCACACCUUCUUUGGGAUCAGCAAACACACGACGAACUGGGGCACGGCGCAGAGCGGGCUGCUGGGCCUCGCUGCUCGCGCGGGCAGCAGCAAGCGCGUCGAGCCGUGGUGGGAGGGCGCGGCGCGCGCGUGGGACGACGCGCAGUUCGGGCUGCACCUCGGCCGGCCGGGCGUCGAGGGCAGCGUGACGUUCGGCGGCGUCGACGAGGCCGCGUACACCGGCGGCUUGACGUACUACUCGCACAUGGCGAGCGAGGGGUGGGAGGCGGGGUGGAACGUCGCGACGGGCGGCGUGGCGCUGCACGGCCGCCGGUUGUCGAGCGCCGUGCGCAUGGCCGUCCUCGACUGCGGGAGCACGGGGAUCGUCGGGCCCAAGCACGACGUCGACGCAUUCUACGCUGCGCUGCGCACCGACGUCGUCGACCUUGGCGACGGGUCGUAUGCGUUCGAGUGCUCCCGCCCGCUCGGGAUCAAUGCGUCCUUCGCGUUCGGCGCGUAUGGCGGCACGCGCAUGGUCGACCUCCCCGAGCAGCACUACUAUAUGCGCGACGCCGAUCUCGCGAUCGUGCGUGGCACCGGGGACGAGUUCGCAAACACCGGCGGGUACGAGAGCAUGCGCGGUCGCCAGGGGACGUGGUGCUUCGGCGCGCUCGGCAGCUGGGAGUCGACGACCGAAGCCGCCGACGCCUGGAUCCUCGGGGAUAGCUUUUUGAAAAAUGUGUACAGCGCGUACCGUGUUACGCCGCGCGCUGUGGGGCUCGCCCCGCUCAAGGACAUUGGUGGGGGGCAGGGGUGGGAGGGCGUGCCGUCUGCUGGUGACGGCGGGUUCUCGAGAUAGCAGACAGUUGAGAUAGACUCAUAGAUAUUGUAAGCAUGUAUAUGUGAAAGUGUG